This is a messenger RNA of Saccostrea cuccullata (small rock oyster), 820 nucleotides long. RefSeq names its product fibrinogen alpha chain-like. The annotation marks the transcript as partial. The record is from RefSeq and is a predicted model, not a curated record. The transcript is spliced from 5 exons. NCBI's taxonomy places the organism in Eukaryota, Metazoa, Mollusca, Bivalvia, Ostreida, Ostreidae.
UUCAAAUAUCUUAAAACUGUUUUUAUAAUCCUUAAUAUUAUUUUAUGUUGCCAUGGAGAUUUGAAAGCUGGAUAUUCUUCUAUACAAUAUGGCUACCGAUUUCUCUAUAGAAUGAUAGAAGCUUACUUGAACUAUAGUAUACUGGACUGUGUUGAAGAGUGUCUGAGAACCAAGAGGUGUAGAUCGGUCAAUUAUUACAAAGGCGCAAACUUCUGUGAAAUAAACUUUAGUAGGAACAUAACUCAACCAGCAUUUUACAGACAAGCCCCAGGCUGGUUAUACACUGACAUCCAGUACUGGGAUGAGGUUCUCGCGGAAUCAUGUGCAGGAUCACCAUGUGAAAUUAAUGAAAAAUGCAUCCCAAAAGCUUUUGGACAAUUCGACUGCGUUUUGUCAGAUUGUGGGAUCCCUAUCGAUAUAAUAAAAAAUACCACGUGGAAUGUGCAGGACUGGGAAGGAAUAGGAAUAAGAAAACGAAUGCACAUUAAAUGCUUGGAUUCCUUUGAACAGCGGGGGUCCGGAAUGAUCGUGUGCCAUAAAAAUGGGACCUGGAUAACGGACUUGGUUUGUCAAGAACCAAUAUCAGUAGUUGGUGCUGACUGUAAGGAACUCCGUGAGAAUGGUCACACUGAUUCCGGUGUAUAUGAGAUCUAUCCUUAUGGUACAGACACCAGUCCUAUCAGUGUUUAUUGUGACAUGAACACAGAGGGAGGCGGCUGGACGGCAAUUCAAAAACGUGUAAAUGGAUCUGUGAGCUUUGAUAGAGCAUGGGAGAAAUACAAGAAGGGAUUUGGUGACGCGGGACUGGAUUUCUGGAUUG